This is a messenger RNA of Amblyraja radiata (thorny skate), 8995 nucleotides long. Its product is annotated as cyclin-dependent kinase-like 5. NCBI's taxonomy places the organism in Eukaryota, Metazoa, Chordata, Chondrichthyes, Rajiformes, Rajidae. Gene Ontology annotation, molecular function: protein kinase activity; ATP binding. The transcript has 19 exons. Gene Ontology annotation, cellular component: nucleus; dendrite cytoplasm. Bases 268 to 3318 code for a protein of 1016 amino acids. The record is from RefSeq and is a predicted model, not a curated record. Gene Ontology annotation, biological process: regulation of dendrite development; positive regulation of axon extension; protein phosphorylation.
CAUCCAUGCACGCGAUGGUCUUUGGUCCUGACGUUGCGGUUACGCAUUGGAACAUGGCGGUUUGGUAGAGAGGUGGCUGCUGCGGAGCUGAGCGCCUCACAUUGCGGAUGGACAGCAUUGUGACUAGAUUUGGACAAGUAUGAAGGCUAUGAAGUUGGUUUGUUGGAACUUCUGCCAUUAUGGACAUGUCACAAAACCUGCCUGCAAAGUUAAUUUUCGUAACUAUGAUGUGAUUUGGGAUCACAUUUUUCAGAGAAAUUUGUCUUCAUGAAGAUUCCUGACAUUGGUGAUGUGAUGAAUAAAUUUGAAGUCCUUAGUAUUGUAGGUGAAGGAGCCUAUGGGGUGGUACUAAAAUGCAGGCACAAGGAAACCAAUGAAAUUGUGGCUAUCAAGAAGUUCAAGGAUAGUGAAGAAAAUGAAGAAGUUAAGGAAACGACAUUGAGGGAGCUGAAAAUGCUUCGUACUCUAAAGCAAGAAAAUAUUGUUGAACUUAAGGAAGCUUUUCGAAGAAGAGGAAAACUAUAUUUAGUCUUUGAAUAUGUAGAAAAGAAUAUGCUUGAAUUACUUGAAGAAAUGCCAAAUGGUGUUCAACCUGAAAAGAUGCGAAACUAUAUCUAUCAGCUAAUCAAAGCAAUUCACUGGUGCCACAGGAAUGAUAUUGUUCAUCGAGAUAUCAAACCAGAAAACCUUCUAAUCAGCCACAAUGACAUGUUGAAGCUGUGUGAUUUUGGAUUUGCUCGAAACUUGUCAGAGGGCAGCAAUGCAAAUUACACAGAAUAUGUGGCCACUAGGUGGUAUCGUUCACCUGAGCUACUGCUUGGAGCUCCAUAUGGAAAGGCUGUUGACAUGUGGUCUGUGGGCUGCAUUCUUGGGGAGCUAAGUGAUGGACAACCACUUUUUCCAGGAGAGAGUGAAAUAGAUCAACUUUACACAAUUCAGAGAGUAUUAGGACCUCUGCCAUCUGAGCAGAUGAAGCUGUUUUACAGUAAUCCUCGUUUUCACGGACUACGGUUUCCUGCUGUUAACCACCCACAAACUCUGGAAAGAAGAUACCUGGGUGUUAUUAGUGGAGUUAUGCUAGACCUCAUGAAGAAUUUGCUGAAACUGAAUCCAUCUGAAAGAUACCUAACAGAACAGUGCUUGAACCACACUGCUUUCCAGACCCAGAGACUUUUGGAUAGGUCUAGUGGCACUUCUCCUACACGCGUAACUAAAAGGAAACCUCAUCAUGCAGAAAAUAGAAAUCAUGGCAGCAAAUGUACACCAAUGUCUGUUCGAUCAGAUAGCCGAGAUCAGCAAAAUCUAAGUGUCAAUAUUAAACGAGGAGAUGACAUCAAUCAGCCGGAUGGCCUUUCCUGUGAAAGUUCUGCCCCGCGCAGCCCUGCCCUCAUUCCUUCACAUGACUAUCAACAUACAAAACAAAAUCUCUCUGGUAGCAAAGAUUUUACCAACACUAAUUUACCACUUCUUCCUAGUCCACGGCUAGCCUCCAAGGAAGCACAUGCAAAGACUAAAACUGAUUUCCAGGCAGAUCAGAAGAUUGCAGAAGGUCCAGGUGCAAAAUAUUUAAAACCUAGUACGAAAUCACAACAGAAUCGACACUCAUUUGUAGAAAUGCCACAAAAUAAAACUGGAACCUUGCCAACUGACAAACCUACCCGUCACAGUUACAUUGAACCAGUACAAGGUUCUAUGUCGCAACAGUCAAAGAACACACCUGUUUUAACACCAUCCAAAUCUUACAGGACAUUGAGCGAUUCAAGGUCAGUUGGAAACCUUAAUGAAAUGAAAGUGCAUGGGGAGGAUCAGGCAUCCAGGUAUUUUCCUUCAAGCUGUUUGGAGCUCACUGCAUCAAACAACAUGCUAUCAACUGGACCUAAUGAGAACAGGCCAGCACAGAAUCCUCCAGCUACGAGUAAAGGUCUGGAAACUCGCAAACCAUCCAUAAGACACUCUUCAAACGAUGAUGAACUAAAGGUUCCUGCUAGCCAUCUUGAAGGGGGCCAUUCGCAUUCAGCAUCUGCUCCACAUGAAUCCUUUCCUUUUGAUCUAAAUUACCCCAGUCCUUAUGCCAAAUCACGUGCACAAAGACAUUCUCUGUAUAUUCCAAGAAAACAUGUGUCUGAAAUUAGCUCUGGAAGUGUGGGGCAAGGACUGCCGACUCGGACAAAUAGUUUACAGAUGUUAUCUCCUCAAAUGCAACAUGCUCGGACAUCUCUCAAUAAAGGUUCUUUGGGCUCCUCUCGUGAGGACUUUCCUGAAACAACUGGGAUGGAGCAGUCCUUAACUGACGGAAAGCAUAGCAGACCGCCUAUCAAAGAUUCGACCAUGGAUAAUACAGUAUCAUAUCACAGCCAUCAACAUCAGAUUGAGCCUGGAGGAUAUCAUGACAUACAUUUGGAAGAUGGAAUUUCCACAAAAGAAAAUACAUGUGUAUUUUCGGACACAGUGCCCAGAGAUAGACGAGUACGAAGUUAUUAUGAAGAUUAUUCUUCAUUGGAGGGCACAUUCAGUGAGAGAGGACCAAUUAAUGUGCCAAUGACUAGUAACAUUCAAUCAAAGCAUUCAAAAAGACAUACUGCUAUGGACCUUUGGAAAAGUACAGAAAAUCUUAAUAUUAACCCCCCAGAGCAAACUAAGGAGAAGGGGAAGGGUUUCUUCAGGGCAAUAAAAAAGAAAAAGAAGAAAUCACAAACUACGGAAAACAACGAUGGAGCAAAUCCAAGUAUCAGAAAAUCCCUCUUUCCUCUUUUUAGUGCAAAGAGCCAUUUAAAAAAUAUCUGUUCCUCAAGACAACCUCCUGUAGUCAAUCUUCCCAUGAUGCCUAGCAGUGAUGGCCAUGAUCGGCAGGCAUUACAGAAAGCUCUACAGUCUUGUCAAAACAGAGGCAAGGAUUGGUCCAUGGACAAAAUGGUGGAUGAUCAGUCUCAGAAACACCCCUUGAAAUCUCUGCGAAAGUUCUUGCAGCUCCCAACUUCAUUAAGUCACUCUACUUCCUCAGACGUGCGAUUUCAAGCUUUGCCAAGUCAGCCAGCCAAAUCGACUCGCAGUGAGGGUCGCCACCGUGCAACAGGACAGACUCAUAACAGCACUAUAAGACAAGAUUCCCAGGCAAAAACUAGGCCAAAUUUCCAACUACCUGGCCAAAUGGAGCCAAUUUGGCAUGUGAUACCAAGUGGCAGGACUGGUAUUGAUGGAGCUAUUAACUCUGACCAGAUAAUCUCCAAGACAAGUCAGAAUGGUCAUUCUAUACAUAUAACUAGAACAGCACGUCCCAGAAUGCCAAAUCUCAAUGAUUUAAAAGAAACAGCACUGUAGUUCUUGUUCCAAAAAAAAGGUGCAUAGUAUUAUUUUAGAUGAAUAAUCUGUAAUAAAGUAAAAAUACUCCCAACCAAUGUACCAGUGAUGAGCAGAAUUAUUUUAAAUUGAAGUUUUUCAAGAAACUACUAAUCAGCUGUGUAAAAAUGAUGUGUAUAUAAUGAUUUCUAACAAUGCUCAUAAUUCAUAUGGUGUUGCAAUUAUUGGGUAUCAGUUAAACAAUUUGUAGUUAUAGCAAAUAUAUUUGUAUAUUAUUGGGGAGAAAUUAUUGGAGAAUAUCUUGGGAUCCAUGUUUUCACAAGAGCACAAUAUUACAAUGUACUAAUGUACAGUUUAUUCACAAGCUGCUGAUGUUUCCUGGCAUUUGGUACUUAUUCUUCCUCAUAACAAUCAUUACUUGCAUUAUAUUUCAGCAUAUGGAUAGUGGCAUUUCAGCAAAUAUACUAGUAAUUAUAUUUGGUGUGCGCAAUUAGCAGCUUGUCAAAGUUUGAUAAAAGGAUUUUAUUUUUGGUAUGUAAUUUAAAAUCUAUACAAAGUACUUUAUGAAAAUUAUAUAUAGAAUUAACUCAAAUUACAUUGUUCCAAAUUGCAGUUUCAUAAACUGAAAAUGCAAAACUAACACCAUUUCAACCAAUGAUGUGUUACAGAUGAUUGAGCCUAUUAUUUUGCAGAUCAUGCAACUGAGAUGAUAUUUUCAUUCAUUUAGAUUACAGUUAAAAAGCUUCAAUCCAUUUGGCUUGAACCAGGUGAAUAAAACUCUUCUGGAUGAAGGUUUUAAUUUUUACAUUUUGUGCUUAACAGUGAACUACAUAUAUAUUGUAUAUAAAAUUUUAAAAAUCAUGCAUAAGUUGCAAUGAUUAUCUAAAUUGCAAGAAUACAGCUGGAAUCAAUUUCACCACAUACCUAUCUCUAGAUUUGGGGUCAUGGAUGAAAAAAAAAUGUUACAGUGAAAAGAUUGCAACUUUUUAAAAGAAAUUUUGACUUCUGUUCUUUCCCCACAUAAGUUUGUAACGCUCAUUUAUCUUUACCACUUUGAAUUUUGUUGUCUAGUUGACGAUGGGAAGUGCGAAAACGUGCUUUGGCACUGCCCAUCGUCAAAUAAUUGAUUCUUGAUUAUGUAACAGUGCAGUAAUAUAUAUUUUGUUUCCUCAUGUGGAUGUAAUUACAUUAUCAUUGCAUAUUUUAGUUACUUGAGUGUCAUUGUGUUCUGUUGAUGACGGUCUUGGAUAAUUUUAUUCGGUCAUGUGCCAGUAACAAAAUUACACAACGUUUCCAGUAGUACAUUUCGCUUUGUUGAUUAUUACUGUGCUACCAAAAGGAUAACAUGUUAAGUGCUCAUCUUCCCUCUAUUCAGUAUGGGCUUCUUUCAUCUGAGGUUUUCUGUGGAGUUCAUGGGAAUAUAAUUUCUACAAACAGUUUCUUACUGCUUGGUAGUUUUUCAGUAUCAUGCUGAUUCUGAUCAUUAUGCUUUCUUACUGGUUGACCAAUAAGUAACUUUUAUGGUGGAGAUGUGAUGCUUCACCAGAGUAUAAAAAUGUCGAGUGAACUGUGGUGGAAAUGGAUGACAAGCCCAGCAGGCUUCAAUCCACACUCGAUAAAAGCUUGUGGCCGUACCUGGCAUGAAACGUUUAGUAUCAAAAUUGUACAUUUUCUAGUUUGUAAUUGUCCUUUAAAUUGAUCAUGCUAGAGAUUAUGUUCUCUUAUGUGGGAACAUCCAAGAUAUCCAUGUUAUUUUUCAUGUUAAACAUCUACAUUUUUUUUGGUUCAUGUUUUAUCCAGUGUUUGCUGUUUUUCAUUGUUGAACUCUUGUACAGUGAUUCUAUGGACAAAAAGUGUUUUGGUAAAAAGCGAUGGGUAAAUGGAUCAACCAAAAACAAAAUGCAUGCUGGAAAUUUGAAAUUAAAGCAAAAAAUGGUUGAUAUAAGCAAUAGAUCAGUUCUGAUAAUGGGUCAUGAAUGGCAAGUGUUAAUAUUCUUUUUCUUUUUAAGAUCCUGCUUGAUGAGCUAAAUAUUUUCAGUGUUUCCUGAAAAUAAAAUGUUGGUCUUGCACAAUAUUUCACAUUGGCAUCAGUUUUUCAAAAAGAGAAAUAGCACCAGUCAUCCAAAAAUAGCAGUUCAGGAGGAAAUUAUCAAAGUUCUCUUCUGUAAUUUUCACAAGAUCAUAUUCUGAUCUUAGGCAGAAUUUAACAAUUUACAUUUCACAUUUUUUCAGUUUAAAAUAUUCUGCUUGCCUUUAAAUGUAAAUAUAAACACAGUCCAAGGUAUAUGUAUAAAAAACUGCACAGGAACAAGCUUCUUGGCCCACAGUGUCUGCGAUGAUAAUGCUGCCAGUUUAAACGAAUCCCAUCUGUCUCCUAAUGGUACAGAUCUUUCUAUUCACUGUCUGCUCAUGUGUCUGUCUUCAUGCCUCAUAUAAGUUGCUAUCAUAUCUGUUUCCACCAUCUCCGCUGACAAUGCAUUCCAGGCACCUACCACUCUGUGUAGAUAAAAUAAAAUUGCCUGGAAAUCUCUUUUAAACUUUCCCCCUCUCACCUUAAACCUAAUUUCCAUAAUAUAUGACGUUUCCUUGUAGUCAAGUCUCCAAUCUAGGCAAGAUCCUGGUGAACCUCUUCUGCACCGUCUCCAAAGCCUCCAUGUCCUUACGAUAGUGUGAUGACCUGCACUGCAUAUAGUACUCCAAAUCUUUAUACAGCUGCAAUGUGACUUGUCAACUUGAAUACUCAAUUCUCUGAUUGAUCAAGGCAAGCACUUAUAGGGAGAUAUAAACAUGCACUCUAAGAUCCAUUUCUGUACAUCAAUGCUCCUUUGGGUCCUGCUAUUUCCAGUAUAGUUUUCCCCAUCAAUUCACUUCCCAAAGUGCAUCACCUCUUGUCCAUUAAACUUCUUCUACCAUUUCUCUGCCCAAAUUUCCAACUGAUCAACACCCUUUUGUAUUCUUUGAUAACCUUUCUUGCUAUCCACAACUCCAACAACUUCCCAUGUCAUCUGCAGACUUAUUUAUCAGAUCACACAUUUUCAUCCAAAUAAUUCAUGUUGUACAAACAACAGACGUCCUACACUUAUCCUUGCGGCACACCACUGGUCACAGAACACUAGCCAAAAAAAAAUCUACCACUGUCGUGUCUUCUGUGACCAAACCAAUUUUGUUCCAAAUUACCCAACUCACUGUAUACAUAGGUAGACUCAAAAUGCUGGAAUAACUCAGCGGGACAGGCAGCAUCUCUGGAGAGAAGGAAUGGGUGACGUUUCAGAUCGAGACCCUUCUACAGACUUCACUAUAUAUUCCCAUUUCUUCUUUUAUUUCCUGAAUUCACAAAAUGCUGGAAACAUGUCAAAUUUCCACUGGUCCACGAGGUCAGUUAACUUGCAAACAUUUUUUUUUAAGGGCACAUUGCCCUUAUGUAAAAUGUCUAUGCAGCUGAAAGAUCAAGCAUUUGCAUUAAUAGAAGUAGCACAAAAACAAAAGCUUUAAUACAGUUGAGAUACCUGUUGAACUAAAACCAAUGUUUACAACUUGGGAUCAUGCAUAUGCACACUUGAGAUCAUAGAUUUCAUUGUUUAGUCAUGAUGAAUAACAAGAUGAUCAAAAAGCAUAAUAUAAUUCCUGAACUCGUCCAUUGGUAAGAAGUGAUAAUUCAUCAAUAAGCCUAAAUAAUUACCAAACUUUAAACAAAUGAACAAAUAUGGAUUCCUGUCAAAAGUAAACAUUGUCAGAACCAAUUGCAUUACCAUCCUUUUUUCAAGAAAUUACUAAUAGUGAUAUGCCAUAUUAAUCACAGGCAAUUGCGAAUGAAACUUAAUUUUGAACUUAAUUUUGAUCCUUAUCUUGCAAUUGGAACUUAUCUCAGAAUAAAGAUUUUUUUUAAAUAUAUAUAUUUUCAGCUACUUUUAAGUAGUUCAGGUUUAAAAUAUUUAUAUUUGUGUUCCAAAGCUUCAGUACAGCAAAACACAAAAUUUGCAGCAUCACAAUUUGCCCAGAUAUUUUCUUCAAGAAACAUGUUUAACUAAUCGUUUCACACAUGUACUGUUCCUUGAAAAUAGUGCCUUGUUGGUUUACAGUUAAAUUUGCACAACAGUGCGUGAUUUCUUUCAACGGUAUCUUGCCUUAUUUUUAUUUGAAAGAUUUCCACAACUUCAGAAUCAAUACCUUUUCUAGGAAAGAUUGAUUUGUGAUUGUUUUGUGUUUGCCAUCAAAUAAUAUGUGGCUUAUCAAUAUUGCUACAUAUAUUUAUGUUCUUUUCUGCUCUGUAAUGAUUUUUACUUGAUUUCUACAUGAGUUGGAAAAAUAGUCCAGGUUUUCAUUGAGCUUAACUUUCACUAUUUCUUCUGUGCACAGACCGUUAAAAUUUAAGAAUAUAUUUUAUGUAUUAAAAGGUAGGAUUUACAGUACAGACAUUGUAAUUCAAACAUUGAGUGGCUUCUGCCAUUCCAUUGGUGAAAGGUUCCUGUUCCUUGUGAACAAGUGUUUGUACUAAUUCACAUUUUAAAAUAUGCUUAUUUUAAUGUUCUAGAAACUAUGAAUUCUUCAAUGUUGGUCUUUUCUAAAUAGAACUUAGAAAAAUCCAGCCCCUGGAUAGGUGUUGCUGUAUACAGUUUUUUACUGGUCCUUUUCAGUAUUAACGAGAUGAGUUACACAACCAAGAUCUCAAACAGUUAAAAUAUACAAUUGACAUUUCCUUUGAAAUAGAUCGCUUUUAUAUUCUGCAGAAUUUUAAGUUUAAAAAAAAUUAUUGUUGCUAUCACAUUACAAUUUUUUUUACAUCUGUUCACUUUUUCAUAUUAAAUGUUAUAUGGAAAGGUCAGUUUUCAGAGCUAAAACUUAAAAAAAAGUUUUUGCACAAAACAACCAAUAUGCAUAGAUUUUUAUGCUACAUUUUUAAAACAGCUUUUAUACAAUAGUAAUUGAUGCAGCAUUAACCCAGGGUCUAAAUAAUUCAGCAGAAUAUAAACCAGCAAGUAUAAUUAGUGUAUAUGUACAUUUCUGUCUCUGAAAGAAUGUGUUCCAUGCAUGCAGAUCCAAGUACUUCUUACCAGAUUUGUAUGGGUGUACACAAGUGUAUUAUCUCUUAGACGUUAAUAGUACACAUGUAUAGGGUUAGAAAUUGCUACCAGGAGUAUGAUAUUAAUAGGGAAAAUCAAAUAAUCAUAAAUUGCUAUUUAAUAUUUUUUUGUUUAGAUAAUAUCCAGAUGUACAAAGAAUAUGAAAACAAAAGUUGCAUUAAGGUGUAUAUGUAAUUCUCUAAAGUGUUUAAUGCCUAUAGUCACUACUUAAAUUAUAUUUUAGGCAGAUUUUUUUUAAAGAAAAACUGCAAAUGUUUUCAAGAAUUCAGUUAUCAGUGAACUCAAAAGUCCUGUAUUUGGAAUUCUGUAUGGCGAUGUGCAUAUAUGUCACAUAGUCGCAUUCUUGUUUGUUUAAGCCGUUGCAGUUAUUCCCUUUAAAUAAUUGGUGCAAGAUAUAAAGCAUUUGUAAAUUGUUUAUAUAACAUUUAUAUGUUUGUAUAUUGAACCUUUAUGGUGUGAUUCCCAUCUGUAUGUACAACUAUGUUGUAAAAUUUAAAUCAUAAUGUUGUCACUGAAUAUUGGCAUGAAAUUGGUUAAUUUUUACUAAGCACAAUGUAUUUUUGAAUGGAACUUGUAAAACACACCUUUAUAAAAAUGCAAAUUUUUGCACUAAAAUA